CAUGGCUGCGCCCGCGCGAGGGCCAGCUCUCGGCUGCAGUACCCGGCCGGCUCACGUCUUCUUGUUGCUGGUGCUGGCGUGGGGGGCGGCCGGGAGCGAAGAGGCCGUGGCCGGGGAAGGCGCAGCGUCCCUCGCGGGCUCGUGCGGCUGCGGAACGCCCCAGCGGCCCGGGGCCCAGGGCAGCUCGGCGGCCGCGCAGCGCUACUCCCUGGAGGCGAACGCCCCGGGCGUGGACCCGAGCCCGCGACCGCUCGCGCUCACCAAGGUGCGCCUUCCCUUCCUGGGCCAUGUGGGUGCUGCCGGACUCCGGCGUGAGGACGGGAUGGGCCAGGCUCGGGGUGUUUAG
Messenger RNA from Psammomys obesus (fat sand rat), 346 nucleotides. Its product is annotated as formylglycine-generating enzyme-like. The coding region runs from base 2 to 346 and encodes 114 amino acids. The record is from RefSeq and is a predicted model, not a curated record. The transcript has a single exon. NCBI's taxonomy places the organism in Eukaryota, Metazoa, Chordata, Mammalia, Rodentia, Muridae.